AUGUUCGAAUCGAUUGUCAACUUCCUAUCACCCGCGGCACUGUCCAAUUCCAUCCUUCGAGAGGCAGUUGCUGCUGCCCCGGAUUCUUCCAAGAUGAUGACGCGCCGUGCCCAUUCCUCCCUAGAGUCAGCAGCGGCUGUCGUUGCUGCCACCGCGACUACGAUUACAACAGACACGAUGGAACAUGACGCUUUUAAUAACAACGGCCCCGUCGGGGUUGACUUCUCCGGUCCUUUACUCACUCCAGAAGCUAGUCGUUCCGAAACGUCGAGCAACCAUGAUCUUGUCGCCGGCGAUGAGAAACCCCAACCACGACGAAGAUCUGCGCGUGUGACGCGUUUGUCACUCCGCGCACUAGAGAAUCUACGAGACUUAGAGGAGGAGAAUAAAUCGAAACAGGCGGGGAGAUCGCCAACUCGUCCCAAAGAUCGUACUGUUUCAGGAGAGACACUUAUAAACAGCAUUGCCGACAGCCGCGCUUCUCCCUCGUCACCAAAGAAUGAUACCAACCACGACCAUUCAUGGAGCCAGACAACCCUCUUGCGAGACGGACCGGAUACUAACGAACAUGCGCACCUUGCAACACCCGUCUCAAAGCGGUCCGAAGAAGAGGAGGUACCAAGAAGACGAUCACUACGAGCUCGCCCAGCCAAGGAGGAUGAUCCUAAUGCUAAGGAAAACAAGGAGGAUAAUAUGGAAGUUAAUAUAUCAAUCAACAAGCGAGAAAAAGCUACACCACCGCGCCGGUCGUCUCGACUUAGUAUGGUCACCCGAGCUGCAGAAGUGCUCGAUAGAGCUGCCAGUGUCUUGGGCAAACGGUCUCGAGAUGCAAUGGAAAAAGCUGUCAUGCAGCGUCGCGCAAGUCUACGCCCUCGACAUUCGCUUCCUGCAAAGGACAGUCUAGCGAAUUCUGAGCUGCCUGAUCACAAGAAGCGCCGAGUGUCCGAUAGUGAUCUUCAAGCAAAGAAGACAGAGUUGGAUUCUGCAGAAAAACCUGAUACUGACAAAAUAGCACCAGUUGCACCACAGUUCAAACCCAAGCGAUGGCUGGAUCAAGGAAUGUAUACUGGUCAAGAACGCGACUACGAUCCCCGGUUGAACGAGGCGAAUAAUAAAAUCAGGGCCGCCAAACGCAGAGCUGCGCCCGAGCCACAACGAAAACUUCUGCCUUUACCAAUGUUUGCUGGGGAGAGAUUGCUCAAAGUUGGCCGUGAUUUUAAGCUUCCUUUUGAUAUAUUCUCGCCUCUCCCUCCAGGUCAGCCAAAGCCAGAUGAGUGGAAGAAGGUAAACCGAAACGUGUUUGUAGGCGAUGCUGCUAGUUUCUGGCGAGAGAAUAAAAAGAUCGAGCUUUCAACUUGCCUUUGCAGUGAAGAGACUGGAUGUGAUGAAGACUGUCAGAAUCGGUUCAUGUUCUACGAAUGUGAUUCGAGCAACUGCCGCGUUGGACCUAACUGCGGCAAUCGAAGCUUUGAGGAGUUGAAGCAGCGUACAAAGGCUGGCGGGAAAUAUAACGUCGGCGUGGAGGUUAUUAAGACAGCCGAUCGAGGGUAUGGUGUACGCAGCAACCGUACCUUUGAACCGAAUCAGGUUAUUGUGGAGUACACAGGCGAGAUUAUCACGCAGAGCGAAUGUGAACGGCGCAUGCGGACGGUUUACAAGAACAAUGAGUGCUAUUACCUGAUGUACUUUGACCAAAAUAUGAUCAUCGAUGCAACACGCGGGUCUAUUGCGCGUUUCGUCAAUCAUUCAUGCGCUCCCAACUGCCGAAUGGAGAAAUGGACAGUUGGUGGGAAGCCACGCAUGGCUCUAUUUGCAGGUGACAGAGGUAUCAUGACUGGAGAAGAGCUCACUUAUGACUAUAACUUUGAUCCAUACUCUCAGAAGAACGUUCAACAAUGCCGCUGUGGCGCUCCAACCUGCCGUGGUGUUCUCGGCCCUCGCCCAAAGGGACGCGAAAUCAGGGAGUCCAAAGCGGAACAGAAGAAGGUAGCUCUGCAGAAGAAAGCCAAGAGUACUCUUGUGGGGACAAAGCGCAAGCUAGGGAAUGUGCUGGAUGAAUCGACCACUGCUCUUAAUAAAAAGAGAAAAACCUUAGCAGGCACGUCGGUUAGGACAAUUUCCAAGGUAGUGUCCAAAGCCAAGUCAGCAUUGAACAGCAAGAAGGCUCCAGUUCAAGUGAAGAAGAACGUCACUGUCACGAAAACAACAAAACCCUCGGCAAAAUCUACGACGAAAACAAAGACUAUUAGCAAGUCGAGAGUCACGAAGGUGGCCACCGCAGCAAAGGCAACCAAAGCAACAUCCAAAGUGAAGAAUCAACAAGUGACGAAGAAGCACACUACGAAGUCGGCUUCCAAACAGCCUACCAAAGAGACAAACGCCGUAUCGAAACCACUGUCGGCGUCAGAGAAAGUUCGGAUCCGAUUCAAAGCGACGGCUCGUCGAUCGACUAGCUUUAAGAAGGGAACACAAACUUUGAAAGCGAAAAGUCCUGCAAAGAAGACCCCGUUGAAGAAAACGCCUAGCAAAAAGACUCCUAUCAAGACUCCAAGCGGGAGUGUUAAAAGCAGAGCGGCUUUGACGAAGGUGGGCAAAUGAUCUCUAAUCCUCGACUAUUUUCUCUAUCUUUGGCACCUGGUAUCGGACUUACUUCAUAUCUGGCGUUGGUGUUGCUUUACGGUUAUUCUAAUUGCGGGCGAAUCUGGUUGUUGAUCUGGCUGGUUGGGUUAAUCUACCUUCUAUCUCCUCGUUGUAUUCAACUCUAUUCUCGACUUCAUCUACUGAUUUACUAUCCCAUUCUAUUUUUUGAAUUGGCUUUAUUGAGGAGAGUUCAUAAUCAGCAUAGGGGUUUCUUGCUUCGAGUUAGGGCUUGUUAUUUGGGUUCUCAUCGGUGAUUGUUAUGAGUUCAUGUAUCGGCAGGAUCAUUACCAAGGAGUAUUCUAAUUCAAUCAGUCGAGCGUUAAUACAUUACUUGCUUA
Messenger RNA from Talaromyces stipitatus ATCC 10500, 2978 nucleotides. RefSeq names its product histone-lysine N-methyltransferase (Ash1), putative. Gene Ontology annotation, molecular function: protein binding; histone H3K36 methyltransferase activity. The transcript is spliced from 4 exons. Gene Ontology annotation, cellular component: chromatin; nucleus. The record is from RefSeq and is a predicted model, not a curated record. NCBI's taxonomy places the organism in Eukaryota, Fungi, Ascomycota, Eurotiomycetes, Eurotiales, Trichocomaceae. The coding region runs from base 1 to 2598 and encodes 865 amino acids. Gene Ontology annotation, biological process: regulation of DNA-templated transcription.